Molecule: messenger RNA, 1295 nt
Organism: Suricata suricatta (meerkat)
Lineage: Eukaryota; Metazoa; Chordata; Mammalia; Carnivora; Herpestidae
Gene: PGC
Product: progastricsin
Biological process (GO): proteolysis
Molecular function (GO): aspartic-type endopeptidase activity
Source: RefSeq, a predicted model, not a curated record
AUGAAGUAGAUGGUGGUGGCCUUGACCAGCCUCCAGCUCUUGGAGGCCACAGAGGUCAAAGUCCCCCUCAGGAAACGAGAGUCCAUCCUGGACACCAUGAAGGAGAAGGGCUUACUGGGGGGGGUUUUCCUGAGGACCCCCAGGCACGACCCUGUGCAGAAGUACCACUUUGGCGACCUUGGCAUGGUCUAUGAGCCCCUGGCCUUCCUGGAUAGUCUCUACCUUGGUGAGAUCAGCAUUGAGACUCCUCCGCAGAACUUCGUGGUCCUUUUUGAUACUGGUUCCUCCAGACUGUGGGUGCCCUCUGUCCACUGGCAGAGCCAGGCCUGCACUGGCCACUCCCACUUCAACUCCAGCGCGUCCUCCACUUACUCUGGGAACUGGCAGAUCUUCUCUGUGCAAUACGGCAGUGGCAGCCUCCAUGGCACCUAUGGCUGUGACACUCUGAGGGUCCAGACCAUCCAGGUCCCCAACCAGCAGUUUGGCCUGAGCAAGCUUGAGCCAAGUCUGUAUUUCCUCCAUGCAAAGUUUGAUGGCAUCAUGGGCCUGGCAUUCCCUUCCCUGGCAGAAGGCAGGACCACCACACCCCUGCAGGGCAUGCUGCAGGCGGGCGUCCUCUCCAGCCCAGUCUUCAGCUUCUACCUGGGCAGGCAGAUGAGUCCUCGAAAAGGAGCAGUUCUCAUAUUCAGGGGGAUAGACCACAGCCUGUGGUCCGAUCUACUGGGCCCCGUCACCCAGGAGCACUUCUGGCAGAUUGGCUUUGAGGAGUUCCUCAUUGGCGGCCGUGCCACCGGCUGGUGCUCCCAGGGCUGCCAGGCCACUGUGGACACAGCAUCUCUGCUCAUGGUCCCUCUGAAGUACCUGAGUGAGCUUCUGCGAGAAGGGGCCCAGGCAGACGAGUAUGGACAGUUUAUGGUGGACUGUAACAACACGAGCCUGCCCACCUUGACCUUCGUCAUCAAUCGUGUGCGGCUCUCCCUGCCAUAUUCCUCGUACGUCUUCAGAGAAAAUGGCAUUUGUGCCAUUAGAGUCUAGGCCACCUACCUGCCCUCUAGCAGCAGCCAGCCCCUGUGGAUCCUCGGGCAUGUCUUCCUCAGGUCCUACUAUUCCAUCUUCAACAUCGGCAACAAGAGGGUGGGCUUCGCCGUCGCUCCCUAGACUGAGUGCCUGGACGCCUGGACUCCCUUCUUCCUCGAGAUUCCCUCACCCUAAGGUUCUCUGUGUGCUUUCUUCUCUGGACUCAACCUUCUUUAUCUGGAGUUUGGAUUUUCUCUCAUAAUAAAUGGUUCUUUUCC